Molecule: messenger RNA, 2180 nt
Organism: Paramuricea clavata
Lineage: Eukaryota; Metazoa; Cnidaria; Anthozoa; Malacalcyonacea; Plexauridae
Source: the annotation of a GenBank genome assembly
CCGUUGCAAGGCAAACAUCACUUGCGCCCAACACAAGAAAAAAUUCUUCAAGCUUCUUACUGAUCACAAUGUCUACAACGUUUGAGCGUGCACAAAUGGUAAUCACCUGGCUUCUGUUGAUUCUCUCCUCGUGGGUCGACACUGGCUCAGCUCGUAGCUUCCUGAAACUAAAAUCGAGUCCAAGGAGAAUACCUUUGAAAGAAACAGAGAACCCAAUCUGGCGCGGUCCACCAGAAAACCAUUUUCGCAACCCCAAAAGCAAGCUUCCACAAAUACCAAGCCCUUUGCAAUCUGAUCCGAAAGAGUUAAGAAAAAUCAUCAAAAAAUUCGAACCACUUUAUAUGUCCAUCACAAAACCUCCAGAACUGAAUACGACCGAAGAGCAAACUAUUUCAAGACGCGAAAUUUUCGCACGAAUGCCAGCGGAGUUGAAAAAUCUACAUUUUACGGUGCCGGGGUCGGAGCGAGAACUGGGAGAACGUGCGAGUAAAAAACUUCGACUGUGGCUUUGGAAUUUGUCUUCGUGUAAGGUGCUGCCGCUAUGGAAGGAUUUUGGUCCCACAAUUUGGCCGCGUUAUGUGAAUAUUGGUCAAUGUCAAAUGAAAAAGACUUGUUCGUAUCCUAAAGGAAUGCAAUGCAAACCAGCCAAAUACAAGAGGAUUUAUACACUAUUCUGGGUGUGCAGUGAACAGAUUCGUAAACUGAAGAAGGGUACUCGAUGUAUAUGGGUUCAUUAUCCCACAGACGCUAUAGAGAAGUGUAAAUGUUCGUGCUAAACGGAUAACACUAAAUCUCUGCAGCUCAAUCCGCCGAAACACGUUGCAUGCUGUGGCCCUUGAGCUAUAUAUUCCAUACGACGAUAAUUGAUACAGUUGAGAACAUUAUUCGCCGUUCGAUUUCUAAUUAGAGCUCUGCUGGAUGUUCGAUUCCGAAUUAGAACAUAAUUUGACGUUCGAUUUCAAAUUAGAACAUUUUGGAGUGUUCGAUUUCAAAUUAGAACACUUUUGGUCCUUCGAUUUCGAAGUAGAACAUUAUUUGACGUUCGAUUGUAAGUUAGCGGAACACUCUGGGCGAUGCACUGAUGCUCGCAACUCGUGAAAAUGUCGCAUAAAGACUGUAUAUUUAAUUGGUGACGGUAUAUAUACCUAUGAACAAGAAUAGAACGUUAUUAUUUAAAUUGUUUUAAAGCUAUAGCUAAAGUGAUUUCACGCUCAACGAACCCAUUUUAUAAUAAGCGCAAACACAAUGCGAAAGAAUGACUGCAAUCUUUGCAAGACAGAUAUGAAUGGCCGCAAAAUGGCUGUAGUGACAUGUUAUGCAAAUACUUGACAAGUGAAAAAUUCGCGGUUGGAAGUCAAAGACUUUCUCUAAUUCUCGACUGCACUAAAUUGCCGCCAUGUAUACACUAGGCGACAAGGUCAUGUCAUAAAAUACCCUGGGAAAGGUCAUCUUGUUAGUGUAUUUCGAAUUUUGAAAUAUAUUUUUCUACAUGUUUGUCAGUGAUUGAUUUAACUAUUUCCGUAGCUCGGUGGUGUGUUUAUAAAUGUCUCGAAAUCAUCCAGUUUAUACGAUUCCCAGUUUAUACUUGAUUGUAGUUUAACCAGUGGUAACGUUUGCUAAAAGCCAGUGUGCGUAUUUAUCAAUUCUCUCAUUGUGUUUGCACUCCUAUAUGUAGUGUACAAAUAGGCUGCGAUUUGUAAAACACUUUGAAUAUUUGACCACCUAAGGUAGUCACUACAGGAAAGAGACCAAUUUACACCUCAUUUUCAGAUUUAAACGUCGCACCAUGUUUAUGGAAUGUGUUGUAAAAACACGCAAUUUAUAGCUGGGUUUCAGUUGGUGAUCAACUUCAAAAAUUUUGACACGUUUUGUAGGAGAGAGCAAACUAUAUCUCUCAAUUCUAUUUACUUGCCUCCGAAUACAAGACUACUACAUAUAAUAAAAAGAAUCAAAAUUAUUUUCUCAUUCUGAUAACUGCGGGUUGACCACCAUCUGCUGCACGACAGCGGAGUGUUUGGUGAAACUCGGCUAUAACUUGGUAUCUUCAACUGGCUGGUUCUUCCUUAUGUAUAUAAUCAUACAUCAUGUUAUGUAACCAAACUAUUUCUCGUAGGAUGUAAAAAUUUGUAAAUACCCAUCUCUUGUAUUUAUUCAUACUGUUUGAAAUAUAAAGAACUGAU